AUGGCAUCAACCGACAACACUCGUCCCCCAUUUGACGCUGUUAUUCAGUCCAUUUCUGACUACGUCUUCAAUUAUCAAAUAUCCUCCACAAAUGCAUGGAUGCGCGCUCACGUCGCGCUGCUCGACUCUCUUGCCUGCGCCAUUGAGAGCGUCCCUGUCUGCAGCAGCUUUAUAGGGCCUACCGUCAAGGGGACUGUCGUACCUAAUGGCUUCCCACUCCCCGCGACGCCUUACGUGCUUGACCCACUCAAGGCGGCGUUCGACCUCGGUUCCCUCAUCCGCUAUCUCGACCACAGCGACGCGUUUCCCGGUGCGGAGUGGGGCCAUCCGUCCGACAAUAUCGGUGCCAUUCUCCCGGUCGCAUACUGGUUCAGUAAGUCUGGUGACGACAGUAUCAAGAUGAAGGACGUCCUUGAGGCUAUUAUCAAAGCCUAUGAGAUUCAAGGUGUUUUUCAGAUCAAAAACGCGUUCAACAAAGUCGGAAUUGACCACGUUGUUCUGGUCAAGAUCGCCGCGACAGCGGUGGUCUCCAAGCUCAUGGGCCUCACGCGUGCACAGGCCAAUGACGCAAUCAGCCAGGCCUUCGCUGACGGACAACCGCUCCGGAUCUACAGGCAGGGUCCCAACACCAGCCCGCGCAAAGGUUGGGCGGCAGGGGACGCGUGCAUGCGCGCCGUACACCUCGUCCUCAUGACCAAGUCCGGCCAACCAGGCUUCCCAACCGUGCUCACGGCGCCCACCUGGGGGUUCUAUGCGACGAGCUUCGGCGGGCGCGUGUUCGAGCUUCCCGUGCCCUUCCACACGCUCGUCAUCGAGCACUUCUUCAUCAAGCUUGCCGUGGCGGAGGGCCACGGGAUCGCUGCGGUCGAAGCUGCACUGUCGCUCUCCACGCAGCUGCGCGGGCGCCUCGAGCGCGUGCGCGAUAUCCGCAUCCGCACGCAGGCGGCGGCGAUGACGAUCAUCGACAAGACAGGGCCGCUGCACAAUGCCGCGGACCGCGACCAUUGCAUGCGGUAUAUGGUUGCGGUCACGCUCCUCAAGGGCGGGUGGCCCGCGGCGGGCGACUAUGCGGACGCGUCCCCAUGGACGGGCGAUCCGCGCGUCGAGGCGCUCCGUGCGAAGAUGACGAUGGUGGAGGACCCGCAGAUGACGAGGGAUUAUCAUGAUAUGAGCGCGAAAAAGGCUGCGAGCGCGCUCCUGGUGACGAUGGACGACGGGACAGUGCUCGACGAGGUGCUUGUUGAGCGCCCCGUUGGGCAUCCGAAUCGUGAGGAUACACCCGAGCGUACGAGGGAGAAGUUCAUCGAGCUGACGAGCGGCGUGCUGCGCGACCCUGUUACGGUUUGGGACCAGGGCAUGCGGGAGGAGAUGGAAGAGAUGAGGGUGUGCGAUUGGGUGGAUGGUUUUAUUGCGGAGCAAAAGUCAUCUAUGCAGGUCUAG
Sparassis crispa is the source of this 1440-nucleotide messenger RNA. RefSeq names its product 2-methylcitrate dehydratase, mitochondrial. NCBI's taxonomy places the organism in Eukaryota, Fungi, Basidiomycota, Agaricomycetes, Polyporales, Sparassidaceae. The record is from RefSeq and is a predicted model, not a curated record. Gene Ontology annotation, molecular function: 2-methylcitrate dehydratase activity; 2 iron, 2 sulfur cluster binding. The coding region runs from base 1 to 1440 and encodes 479 amino acids. The transcript has 4 exons.